Molecule: messenger RNA, 1217 nt
Organism: Owenia fusiformis
Lineage: Eukaryota; Metazoa; Annelida; Polychaeta; Sabellida; Oweniidae
Source: the annotation of a GenBank genome assembly
CCGGAAAUACUGUAAGUGCGCAGGUGCACUGACCUACUUUUAACUUUUACAAGGUGAAGUGUACAUACUUAAGAAGUCAUUUGUCGUUCCUAGUGCAGCCUAGUUAGUCUUGUCAUUCCAUUGGGACCACUCAAGUUAGUCGAAUAUUUUAGUACACUACAGAUGUGUACAUAUUCAGGACCAAGGAGAAAUAAUUUCUUUUUGAUAGUGGAACGCGUAUUCCCAAAUGAUAACAUACAGUUGAGAUGACUCAAAAAAGAAAAUCAUCAAAAGAAAAACUGUCUGAUUCAGUGACCUCAAAGUAUUUUAGGCUGUCAUCAGAAUCUAAAACUGAUGAAGACAAUGAAAGAAAAACCAAAAACGAUGACAGCAAAGAUGAAAGGGAGGAGCAUCAAGCUGAAAAAGCAAUUGUUAAAUCAAAUCCAAAAUGUCUAGAUACAUACUUCUUUGCCAAAAGUUGUCAGGAGUUGGCAAAGUCAUUACUUGGUCAAAUAUUUGUUAAGAUAGACAAUGGAAAGCGUUUAUCUGGAAGGAUUGUUGAGACAGAAGCUUACAUUGGAGGUGAAGACAAGGCGUCACAUUCUUGUGGAAAUAAACAAACCAAUCGGAACAAAGCUAUGUUUAUGGCACCAGGGACUGUGUAUGUGUACAAUAUUUAUGGCAUGUACUGUUGUAUAAACAUAUCUAGUAAAGGUGAAGGAGCUGCAGUUUUAAUACGGGGGAUUCAACCAAUAGAUGGCAUCGAACAACUUCGUUCUAAUAGAAUAGCAUCUGGAAAAUCCGCCACACCAUCCAAAAAACCAUUGAAGGACAAAGAUCUGUGUAAUGGUCCAUCAAAACUGUGUCAAUCAUUUAAAGUUAAUAAGUCCAAUGGAGAUCAGCAGAAUUUGACUGAUUGCGAUUACAUGUGGCUAGAGAAGGGUGAUGAUGUACCUAAUUCAGAUAUUGUUACAUGUAGUAGGAUCGGAGUGAAUAAUCCUGAAUUUGGUGAUUGGUCAACUAAGGCUCUUAGAUAUUACAUCGUUGGUAAUGCCUGUGUAAGUGUCCGAGAUAAGACAGCCGAAGCAAAUAUGUAAACUAAUAUUACAUGGGAUUAAUGCAAGAUUGCUUAACUAUUUGAUAAUGAAUAAAUGAGCUGACAAAGCUCAAAAUAAUUAUUUUGAAAGAUGCAACUAUUAUCAAGAAUGAAUAGGUGUAAUUAUCUGCUUCAUAUGAGC